AUGAACUGUUUAUAUAUUGCUUUAUCUUUGGCUCAGACUCGGAAUGACGCUUUGCUCGGCUCAUUUCGUGAUUAUUCGUAACACCUCCCCCUCCCGACUGCGAGGGCAUCUUUGUUGUCGGGGUAACAAGAAGAGACGCUGCUUCUCUCGACUAAUACAGAGAGAAAGAGAUACCAGGACCAGCUACUUCCCCCUGACACUAUCACAGACACAGUUCGAACUAUAGGAAAAACAGGUACACCCAGGCGUACCCCACUGUGAUUAUGGCGGUGUAUUUCGAUCACCGUAUUGAGUCUUCUGAUUCCGCUGGCUCUCCCAGUCAGAUUACCUGGCACUCUUCCCAACCUGUGCUGGCGGUAGCGUCCAUCAGUCCAUCCACAGGUGGCAGCGUUGAUCUCUACCUCCAGCAGGGUGAACAUGUUGGUAAUUCCCAUGUGGAGCGUCCGUUCCAGCCCAAGGUGCUCCGCUGGCACCCCAGCAAGCAGGUCCUGGCAGUGGGCUGGGAGACCGGUGAGGUGCUGCUGCUGAACCAGCCGGAUGGAGAGCAGACCUCCCUGCCAGCCACCCACAGUGCUGACAUCUCCCUGCUGGAGUGGAGCAGCAACGGCAGUCGUCUUCUCACCGGGGACAGGCUGGGAGUCCUGGCAGUGUGGAAAGCUGAUCCUCGAGGCCGGCUGCAGGGAGCUCCACUUCUAAGACAUGACUACGGAAUGCACUUGACUCACUGUGUGUUUAGACCUGCACAGCCUGGAGAUGACCUAGUGCAGCUGGCUCGCGCUGCGGUGAGCGGGGAUGAGAACGCUCUGGACAUGUUCAACUGGAGGAAGGCUGGGAAGGGAGGGCCGCUCAAGCUGGGACCCCAGGAGGGCAUGACCUUCUUCAUCAGCACUGCAGAUGGCAGUGUGCACUAUGUGGAUGAGAAAGGGAAGAGCUCCCAGGUGCUGCUUGCUGACAGUCCUGUUCAGAAGCUUUUGUACCUGCAGGGGCGGGAGGUGCUGGUAGUGAUCACAGAGACCCUGCUGCUGUCCCAGUACAGUGUAGGGCCAGGAGGGGCCACACAGGAACUUGUCAAGGUGAAGCUGAGUGGGAAGAGUGGCCAGAGCGCUGACAUCGCCUGGGGAGAGAAGGGGCUGUUGAUCACCGCCACAGGGGAGAAAGUGGUCAGACUUUGGGACCUGGAGAGAGACGAUAACUAUGUGCUGUCUCUGGAUGAACACCUGGGCUUUGAGACGGGGGAGACUUUAAACUGUAUCUCCUACUGCAGUGCUAAAGGUAUCCUAGCAGCAGGGACUAGCCGGGGACGAAUCGCAAUGUGGCGGAAGGUGGCUGUGUCCAAUCAGAAGAUGGAAGGGAGGGGCCAGUGGAAACUGCAGACUCCUGCAGAGUUGGAAGGGACCAUCAUUCAGCUUCAGUGGGGCUCCAGUAUGAACCUGUUGGCUGUGAUCACCGCCAGCACAGUGCUGAUCCUCUGCGAACACGUCAUGUCUUCCCACUUCAGCCAACAGGUGGCAGCAGUGCAGCUCAACCCCAACCAGCUGUGCCUGAGCUACUUCAGCACAGGAAUCCAGCACAGCCUGCGCACUGACAUGCACAUCAAGGGAGUCUGUGUCACCAAGGACACAGUUACCGUGUGGAAUGGGAAGCAGGUCACUGUGUUUGAGCCGUCUGGAGCAAUACUACGCAACACAGGCUCGUUCCCCUGUGAGUCACAGGCUGUUGCUGUGCAUGAAGAGAAUAUAUACACUGUGGAGCCCAACAGGGUGCAGGUCCGCACCUUGCAGGGCACAGUGAAGCAGCUGCUGGUGUUCCCAGAGGUGGAGGGCACCCCCCAGCUCCUAAGCGUCUGCAAUACCUUCCUGGUGGUGGGGACCGACGCUGCACACAUCAAGGUGUUUGACCUCUCCCGCAGGGAAGCGAAACCCCACUGCAAUGCCAAGAGUCUGGCGGAGCUCAUUCCCAACCUGGGGGCCAUCGCCUCUGUGAAGUGCAAUGCCAACGGCAGCCAAGUCAGCGUGCUCGUCACACGGACUGAUGGUACUAUUGACUCCAAGGUUUACUUCUAUGAUGUGGAGAUGGACACACUCACUCACUUUGACUUCUUUACUGGCCGAUCCAGUGAGGGCUUCCAAGGAGAGGAGCCAGAGAGGGGGCGCUUGGAGACCAGCGAGCUGUGUGGCCGCUGUCCGGUCAGUCAGUUCUGGGAUGAGAGUGAGCCGCGGCUGUUUGUGUGUGAGACAGUGCUGACCAUACCAGCCUCACCCCACACACAUACCACUGACUGCACAGAUCAGGCAGAUGUGCUUGUAGUUUCCUUCUUCAGCACCCAGGAACAUAGACUGCUUCUCCAGGACUCGUACCCACGGCCAGCCGGCAUGCAGGCCCUGCUUGCCCUCCACGUUCCCUACUACUAUUUCACCCGCAAGCUGAUGUUUCGGAGAGGCUGUCUCUUUCAGCCUGUGCCUGGGGAAGGGCAGGUGGAAAGUGAAGGUACCCCGGGACCUUCCUCUGUCCCCCAGAUGGUGUCUCGCCGGGCACUGAGGGACUUUGUGGGGCUGGAGGACUGCGACAAGCCCACCCGUGACGCCAUGCUCAACUUCAGCUUCUACCUGACCAUCGGAGACAUGGACGAGGCCUUCAAAUCCAUCAAGCUCAUCAAGAGUGAGGCGGUGUGGGAGAACAUGGCACGCAUGUGUGUAAAGACAAGGCGGCUGGACGUGGCGCGAGUCUGCCUGGGGAACAUGGGACACGCACGGGGAGCCCGGGCACUGAGAGAGGCUGAGGCAGAGCCAGAACUGGAUGCCAGGGUCGCUGUCCUCGCCACGCAGCUCGGGAUGCUGGAGGAUGCAGAGCGGCUCUACAAGAGCUGCCGGCGCUAUGAUCUCCUCAACAAGUUCUAUCAGGCCUCGGGACAGUGGCAGAAAGCCGUGGAGACAGCCGACAGUCAGGACCGCGUCCACCUGCGCACCACCUACUACAGCUAUGCCAAGCACCUGGAGGCCAUGGGAGACCGCGACAUGGCACUGGUGCACUACGAAAAAUCGGACACCAACAGGUUUGAGGUUCCCAGGAUGCUCCUGGAUGAUCUACAGGCUCUGGAGAUUUAUGUUAACAAGAUGAAGGACAAGAGCCUGUAUAAGUGGUGGGCUCAGUACCUGGAGAGCCAGUCAGAUAUGGAGUCGGCACUGAGGUAUUAUGAAUGUGCCCAGGAUUACCUGUCUCUGGUCCGAGUUCACUGCUACCUCGGCAAUAUUCAGAAGGCAGCAGAGAUUGCAAAUGAAACUGGUAACCGUGCAGCAUCCUAUCACCUGGCGCGGCAGUACGAGAGCCAGGAUGAGAUCAAGCAGUCUGUGCACUUCUACACACGAGCACAGGCCUACAACAACGCCAUCCGCCUGUGCAAGGAAAAUGGACUGGAUGACCAGCUGAUGAACCUGGCUCUACUCAGCAAUCCAGAGGACAUGAUGGAGGCAGCCUGUUAUUAUGAGGAGAAGGGAGUCCACAUGGACAGGGCAGUGAUGCUGUAUCACAAGGCUGGACAUUUCUCCAAGGCUCUGGAGCUGGCCUUCGCGACACAGCAGUUUGGAGCCCUGCAGCUGAUUGCAGAGGACCUGGAUGAGAACUCAGACCCAGCGCUGCUCGCCCGCUGCUCAGACUUCUUCAUUGAGCACAGCCAGUACGAGAAGGCAGUGGAGCUCCUGGUGGCAGCCAAGAAGUACCACGAGGCCCUGCAGCUGUGUCUGGAUCAGAGCCUGACGAUCACGGAGGAGCUGGCAGAGAGGAUGACAGUGACUCAGGACUCAAAGGACCUGCCUGAGGAAGCACGCAGGGAGCUGCUGGAGCGCAUUGCAGACUGCUGCAUGAGGCAGGGCAACUACCACCUGGCCACCAAGAAAUACACACAGGCUUGCAACAAGCUCAAAGCAAUGAGGGCGCUCCUCAAGUCAGGAGACACAGACAAGAUUGUAUUCUUUGCUGGAGUUUCUCGGCAGAAGGAGAUUUACAUUAUGGCUGCCAAUUACCUGCAGUCUCUGGAUUGGCGCAAGAACCCCGAGAUCAUGAAGAACAUCAUCAGUUUCUACACCAAGGGCCGGGCUCUCGACCUCCUAGCAGGCUUCUACAAUGCAUGUGCACAGGUGGAGAUAGACGAGUACCAGAACUAUGAGAAGGCUCUGGGGGCACUGACAGAGGCUUACAAGUGCCUGAGCAAGGCUAAGGUUCGUAGCGCAGAGGAACAGGAGGGCAGGCUGGUCGAGCUGCAGCACAAACUCACCCUGGUGAAGAAGUUCGUCCAGGCACGCAGGCUGUAUGAGGAGGACCCUGGCGAGGCGGUGCGGCUGUGCGAAGCUCUGCUGCAGGAACCUGACCUUGACCCCGCCGUCCGCAUCGGAGAUGUAUACGGCUUCCUGGUGGAGCAUCACUGCCAGCAGGGCAGCUUCCAGGUGGCCUACCGCACUCUGGAGGAGAUGAGGAAGCGGCUGCCCUCCCUCAAUGUGAAUUACUACGUGAGCCAGCGCAGCCUGGAGGCCAUGCAGCGUGCUGUGGGGGUGCCCCUGAGCAGAGGAGGGGGCUUGGUUCGAGGGCACAGAGACAGUGAGGGGGAGGAGGAGGAGGAGGGGGAGAUGGUGGAGGAGGAAGCCGUGGAGACACACCUGGGAGAUUAAAUGGCACUGGCACCCUGUCUCAGCAGCACGGAUGUUUAGGGUGCACCAUACACCACAACAGCUUUAAAUACAAAGGGCCUCGGACAGUUUCUGAUUCAUGAAGUGCCUGUUUAUUAGAACAGAUAAACAGGCGCACAGUAUGAAGCAGUCCAAAGCAGCUAGCCUGGAUUACCUCCAUGAGCUGUGAUGUACCAGGCACUGGGAAAUCACACUGAAACAUAAAGUGCAGGCUAACAACAUGCAAGAGCUGAGUCAGAAACCAAAACCAUUAAAUACACAGCAGGUGUCCCCAAAAAACGAAAUGUAAAUUACGAUUUCAGUCUGGGAGGUACCGCAGUGUAGUACUUAUUCGAUUUGAUCCACGUCUUUUUAACAUUAUUAGAAAAGAUUUACAAACGCUAAACUUGACACAAAUACAAAUGUUAUACAGUGGAAAGACACCAAGAAUUAGACAACAAACCACCCUAGAAAGACCUGUAUCAAUGGCUUUACGUAUAAAUUUCUAUUCAGGAUCAGAAGGAAAAAUAAAAACUGCUCAGGGCUAUCAGUCCAAAAGCCCAACAAAAGAUAACCUAAAUUCUUGCCCUGAACUUGUACAAUUAAAACACAUAGGAAGUCCAUGCAUGCACCUAUCAUUAGGUAGCAUGUGCAGCAGAUUGUGUUUAGCAGAGUAGACUGGGUGCCUCUUUAUCAAGCUGACACACCAGCCACAAAUGUAACAGAUCUCAGGAAAAACAGGUUCCUACCACAGCUUCAGUAGUAACAGUACCAAAUCACUGCUGUAAAUAAACUGAUUCAAAGACUUAUUUAAAUCCCCUGUACAGAAGACUUUGUAUUUACAUUUUUAAAGGUUGAGAACCUUGUUACAUAUAGUUCUUUUUUAAAGAAUUUCAUAUUGUUAUAUAUUGAUAUCCAUGUACUUUUUUAUAUGAUCCCUCUAAUUUUAUGUUUAUUCAGCUGUUUUAAGACUUUAUAUUACCAUUUUUCAUAAAACUUCCAGAAAGAAAUUGAUUACUUUUAUAAAUGAAAUCUUGUAGAAAUGUUGACUAUUUUGAUACAAAAUAAAUAUUGUUGAAUUAUUAGUCUCUCUCCUUUUUCAACAGAACCCUUCUACCUUUUAAGAUAGGUCCUUAAUUAGCUUAACGAUUCAGGAGCCCAAACUAUGUUUUUAAUCAGGACCUUGAU
Acipenser ruthenus (sterlet) is the source of this 5846-nucleotide messenger RNA. Its product is annotated as intraflagellar transport protein 140 homolog. The transcript is spliced from 31 exons. The coding region runs from base 264 to 4661 and encodes 1465 amino acids. Lineage: Eukaryota; Metazoa; Chordata; Actinopteri; Acipenseriformes; Acipenseridae. The record is from RefSeq and is a predicted model, not a curated record. Gene Ontology annotation, molecular function: protein binding. Gene Ontology annotation, biological process: intraciliary retrograde transport. Gene Ontology annotation, cellular component: ciliary basal body; intraciliary transport particle A; axoneme.